GGCGGGCCGGUCACCAUGGCGACGCCAAUCCUAGGCCACUCCCGUUGGCUGGUGGCGGUGGGUCCCGGACUCUUGGAGGCGGAAGCGCACGGACGGGUCAUGCUUCGUGGAACGCUCUGGCUGCUGCUGUUGCUGCUGCUGCUGGGGCCACCGAGCCCCCCGGGCACGCAGGGCCACCGAGGCGCCACAAGCCUGGAGCAGGAGGCCGAAGAACAGGACCCUUGGCUGGGCGUCCAACGCCUGCGGGAGCAGCUGAAGACCAUCGGAUCCCUCUCCAGACGGUACUGGGCGACCUUCAGUUGCACCGUGUGGCCGGAUCACUGUGAGGACCAGGAGGCCCCCACGCCGCCCCUGGGCUGGAGCCUUCCUCUGUGGGGCCGGCGGGCCCUGGAUAGCUUCACCGAGUGGUUCUGCCGCUUUCAGGACUGCUGCACCGGCGGCAGGCACUGCAGGAUCUCCAACAACUUUACAGGUUUAGAAUCAGACCUGCGUGUGCGACUGCAUGGCCAGCAUCUGGCUAGCAAGCUGGUCCCAAGAGCAGUGAGGGGCUACUUAGAGAUGCCCCAAGUUGAUAAGGCCCUGGCUCUGUCGUUCCAUGGCUGGUCCGGCACAGGCAAGAACUUCGUGGCGCGGAUGCUGGCAGAGAACCUGUAUCGGGAUGGAAUGAGGAGUGACUGCGUCAAGAUGUUUAUCUCCACCUUCCAUUUCCCACACACCAAGCAUGUGGACAUGUACAAGGAGGAGUUGCGGUGGCAGAUGCAGGAGACGUGGCGGCGCUGCCACCAGAGCAUGUUCAUCUUUGACGAAGCGGAGAAGCUGCACCCGGGGCUGCUGGAACUGCUUGGACCGCACUUGGAACCCAGGGUCCCUGAAGCCCAGGACAUGGAGCCGCCGAGACCCAUUUUCCUCUUUCUCAGUAAUCUUGGAGGCAGCGUCAUCAGUAAGGAGGUCCUGAGUUUGCUGAAGGCUGGCUGGUCCAGGGAGGAAAUCACGAUGCAGCACUUGGAGGCCCCGCUUCAAGCUGAGAUCAUGAAGUCCACAGACAGUGGCUUUGGUUCCAGCCGUCUUGUGAAGGAAAACCUUAUUGACUUCUUUGUCCCCUUCCUGCCAUUGGAAUACCACCACGUGCAGCUGUGUGUCCGAGAUGCCUUCCUGAGCCAGGACCUCCUGUACACAGAAGAGGCCCUGGAUGAAAUUGCCAAGAUGAUGACUUAUGUCCCCGAGGGGGAGCGGCGUUUCUCCUCGCAGGGCUGCAAAUCCAUUUCCCAGAGAAUCAACCUCUUCCUGUCUUGAAAGUGUCUCCUUGUGCUCCCUGGAGCUGUCUUCCUCUCCCAGAGACCCUGGAUCUGCCAGGCACCCUGGCAUUCUGCAUCACUACUCCAGCUGGUUGCAGAAGGCGGCCCCGAACAGAGGCAGUUCUUAAAUCACUUGGUGCCUUAAAGACCUGCAUUCUAGACAUUCUAUAAUGUAGGCCAGCAAGUCAGAAAGCCUUUGGGAAGUCCAAGUGCCAAACGGUCCCCAGAACUCCCCCUACAGGCCCUUAGCACCACAGCUCUUUCCAGAAAGUGGACUUGAGGCUGCAGAACAUGAAAGAACUAUGGCUCAUCAGGAAUGUGCUCCAUUCAGGUCUGUAGGUGUGGGCUGGCUUUCCAGAAGAAGGUGGUGAGCAGAUUGGCAAAAGGCCUUAGGCUAAAGGGAAAACCACAUGCUUUCGAAACCUGCCAGUGACAGGUGUGGCACACACCUGUGAUCCUAGCAUGGAGAGGGCUCAAGAGACCUGAGCUGCCUGGCGAGUUUGAGGCCAGCCAGGCUUGACAAACAAAAACCACAGAUAUGUAGCUAAGUCACGUUCUGUUCUAUAGACUGAAAACUUUUUUUUUUUUUUUUUUUUUUUUUUU
This is a messenger RNA of Cricetulus griseus (Chinese hamster), 1898 nucleotides long. Lineage: Eukaryota; Metazoa; Chordata; Mammalia; Rodentia; Cricetidae. The record is from RefSeq and is a predicted model, not a curated record.